Molecule: messenger RNA, 819 nt
Organism: Hyaloperonospora brassicae
Lineage: Eukaryota; Oomycota; Peronosporomycetes; Peronosporales; Peronosporaceae
Source: the annotation of a GenBank genome assembly
AUGCUAACGUACGACCUGACCAAGGGCGAGGACUCGGACAAGCUCGUGCUGGAUAAUUACAAGUACGGCUCCAUCGUGUCGUCGCUCGCCAACGUUGAAAACCACCGCACGGAUAUGGAGUACGAGAACAGUCUCAUUAUCAAGACUGUCAUCUUUCAGUUUGUAAACAACUACGAGGGUCUGUUUUACGUGGCGUUCCUGAAAGAAGGGUGCGAAGGUUGCGAUGUGAGCUGCAUGCAAGAGCUCGUGUACAUGCUCGCGAUCGUGUUAUGCUCGCGACUGUUUGUGGGCAACAUUGCCGAAGUGGCUGUUCCUCGCCUGUUUGUAUACUUCAGCAGGUACCAGUUACUGGGUCACUUGAAUGACUACAAGCAGUCCAAUGCUGUACGCGAACUCUUUAUGGCGCAGUACGACUGGCACGGUACCUUUGACGACUACACGGAGAUGGCGCUCCAGUUUGGCUUUACGACAAUGUUUGUCGUGGCUUUUCCGUUUGCGCCUAUGCUGUCCUAUGUGAACAACUACUUUGACAUCCGCUUGGACGCAUGCCAUCUCAUUUUCGAGUCGCGUCGUCCACACCCGUGUAAGGUGCGCAGCAUGGGAUACUUGUACCAGGUGCUGCAAGCGUUUGAAGCGAUCUCCGUGUGUACCGAUGAUGCAGUUAUCAUUUUCACAGGCGACUUCUUCAAUCAUCUGGAAAUGCCCACCCGCGUGUGGAUGUUCACAAUCUUCAUCAACGGCAUGUUCAUGUUCAAAUACUUCCUCGAGAUCUGCAUCGCCAACGUGCCGGAGGAUGUAACGGGGCAGCCCGUUACAUGA